AUGAGACCGUCGAUUCUGCUGGCUACUCUGCGAUUCCUGGGACCUUUUGUCAGUGCCCAUACCGAAUCUGCAGACAGCUGGAUCACUACCAUCUGGGACCAUUUCAAGCAGGCUGUAGACUGCACCGGCUGCCAGGCCCUCUUACGAGGUCUCAAACUGGUCGCAGAUUUUGGCGAAACUUUCAUGGAGGAUGUGUUGAUCGGAGUGUGCAAUACUGCCGGGGUCGAAGAUGCCGAUGUCUGUUCGGGAAUCAUUCAAAACGAAGGAUCCGCAGUGCACUACACUCUUCUGAAUCUACAUAUCGGCUCUCACACAGCCAUAACCCUCUGUGCCGGUCUGAUCGGACUUUGUCAAUAUCCCGCCGUUCGCCCAUACAACUUGUCUUUUCCUGUCCCCAAGCAAGCGAAGUCUCGACCUGAGCCUAGUGGACAAUCUUCGAUCAAGGUUGUCCAUUUCAGCGACACACAUGUGGAUCUGUCUUAUGAAAUUGGCUCCAAUUACGACUGUUCCAAGCCUAUCUGCUGCAGGGCAUACAUCAAAGAGGAUGCGCCUGGCAACACAUCCAACCCCUGCGGACCAUGGGGCAAUCUGAUGUGUGACCCGCCGCAUCGACUCCAGGAAAGCAUGAUGGCAGCCAUUGCAGAAUUGAAUCCUGCUUUCUCGAUCUACACGGGUGACGUGCCGGCGCACGAUAUCUGGUCCGUAACCAAGGCAGAGGCGCUUCGUGAUUUCAACGCCACAUACGGAUCGAUGAAGAGAGGUCUCGGGAUAGUGUUUCCUGCCCUGGGCAACCAUGAUGCAGCACCGUUGAACCUCUUCCCGCCUAACAAAAUCCCAAGCGAGUACAAUCCUCAAUGGGCCUAUGAUGCGCUCGCCGCGGACUGGCUCGGUCUAACUGGGAUGGCCUCUGUCCACUCCGCAAUUCACCACGGCUCCUACUCCGCUGUUUAUUCGGAGAACAAGCUACGCGUGGUCUCCUACAACAGCAUAUUCUACUACAAAGACAACUUCUUCAUGUACGAAGAACCAAUGGAGUACGACCCGAACGGACAGUUUGCUUGGCUCAUUAGCGAGCUGCAGUCUGCCGAGAACGCCAACCAGCGCGUAUGGCUAAUUGCACACAUCCCAUCCGGCAACGCAGACCAUUUUCGCGACUACUCCCAUUACUUCGAUGAGAUAGUGCAACGGUACGACUCUACAAUCGCAGCGCUAUUCUUCGGACACACGCACACCGACGCGUUCCAGAUCGCAUACUCGAACUACAGCAGCCGAAACUGGGACACGGCGAGCACAAUCGGUUACAUCGCACCCUCAAUGACUCCGACAUCAGGCUCGCCCUCUUUCCGCGUCUACGAGAUCGAUCCCGUCACAUUUGGGGUUAUGGAUUUCACACAGUACAUCGCGAACAUCAGCCACCCCUCGUAUCAAAUCACCCCCAAAUGGGAGCUCUACUACUCCGCCAAAAAGGCCUAUGGAUCCCAGCUAUCGCCGCCAGUCCAAGACCCCAGCGCCGAAAUGACGCCGGCCUUCUGGCACAAUGUCACCGUCGCUAUGGAGCAGGACGCUUCAGUUUUCCAAGCUUUCUGGGCUAGACGUACUCGCGGGAUUAACGUGGCCAGCUGUACCGGCAACUGCAUGACGGAUAAGAUCUGUGCGCUUCGUGGUGCAGAUGCGCAGUAUAAUUGUGCUGUGCCGACAGUGGGAUUUAGUUUUCGCAAGCGCGAUGUGAACGAGCGAGCCUUCGUUGCAGGAGACUUUCGUCUUGAGUGCAAUCAUGCUGGGAUGGGGCCGUUGCUGGCGAAGAUUGCGCAUCGGGCUGCUUUGGAGAAGGAGAAAGAGGUUGAACAUACCCGGGAAAAUGCGGCUUGA
Messenger RNA from Penicillium lagena, 1869 nucleotides. RefSeq names its product acid sphingomyelinase family protein. Gene Ontology annotation, biological process: sphingomyelin catabolic process. Lineage: Eukaryota; Fungi; Ascomycota; Eurotiomycetes; Eurotiales; Aspergillaceae. The record is from RefSeq and is a predicted model, not a curated record. The transcript is spliced from 3 exons. Gene Ontology annotation, molecular function: sphingomyelin phosphodiesterase activity. Bases 1 to 1869 code for a protein of 622 amino acids.